Messenger RNA from Quercus lobata, 1572 nucleotides. RefSeq names its product WRKY DNA-binding protein 36 (gene WRKY36). NCBI's taxonomy places the organism in Eukaryota, Viridiplantae, Streptophyta, Magnoliopsida, Fagales, Fagaceae. The record is from RefSeq and is a predicted model, not a curated record. Gene Ontology annotation, biological process: regulation of DNA-templated transcription. The transcript has 3 exons. Gene Ontology annotation, molecular function: DNA-binding transcription factor activity; sequence-specific DNA binding. Bases 31 to 1572 code for a protein of 513 amino acids.
GAGGAUCAGUUAAAAUUAGCUGAAGCUGAAAUGGGAGUGGUUAAAGAAGAAAAUGAAAGGCUAAAGAUGUUAUUAGAACGAACUGUAAAGGAGUACCAGUCCCUACAAAUGCAAUUCUUCGACAUUCUUCAGCAAGAAAACAAGUCUAAAGAUACAGUUCCUAGCCAUCAGCAGGCAAAAAAAGAACCUGAACUUGUCUCUCUUAGCCUUGGGAUAACCUCUGCCGAGCCUAAAAAGGAGGAUAAAAAGAAUAACAAUUUUAGUAAUGGCCAAGAGGAGGAGAAAUUGAAUGCAGCACUUUCUCUGGGGUUGCAGGACUACAGAUUUGAGCCAAGCUCAACUGAACAUGUGAGGAAUAAUUCAUGCUCAAACAAUAGCUUUGAAGAACAAAAGGAAGAGGAGCCCACUGAAAUUUGGCCACCAAGUAAAAUUCUAAAGACUAUGAAAAGCGGAGAUGAAGAAGUUUCACAACAAAGUCAAGUAAAGAAAACUAGGGUUUCUAUCAGAGCUAGAUGCGAUACCCCAACGAUGAAUGACGGAUGUCAAUGGAGAAAAUAUGGACAAAAAAUAGCGAAAGGAAAUCCAUGCCCUAGGGCAUACUACCGUUGCACAGUCUCACCAUCUUGCCCUGUGAGAAAACAGGUGCAAAGGUGUUUUAAUGACAUGUCUAUCUUGAUCACCACCUAUGAAGGAAAACACGACCACCCACUCCCAGUAUCAGCCACGGCCAUGGCGUCCACCACUUCUGCUGCUGUUUCCAUGCUUCAAUCUCAAUCAUCCACAAGCUUACAAGGAGGCCUCAACACCUCAGCCAGUGUACCCAUUUCUACCUCUACUAACCCCCAUGGAUUCAAUUUCACUCUAUCCCAAAAUCCAAGUCCACAACAACUCUAUGGUCUUCCCAACUCUUCAAUCUCAACUUUAAAUUCACACCCAACAAUCACUCUUGACCUCACUACUAAUGCACCAUCCAGGCUUUCCUCCAGUUUCUCAUCUGCACAAAGAUAUCCCUCAACAAGCAGUCUCAACUUUUCCUCAUCAUUUUUCCCUUCUUUAGAGCCUAAUAACACUUUCCAAACACAAUGGAAUAAUGGUCCUACUAACUACAACAAUCAUGGGACUGUACCGGCUUACAAUAAAAACCCUAUUGGCAAUUUGAACAGUAUUGAAAAGCAACCAUUUCAAGAACAAUUGUACCAACCAUACAUGAAAGAAUCCAUAGUAGCUGCAACUAAAGCAAUUGCAUCAAACCCGAAAUUUCAAUCAGUAUUAGCCGCAGCACUCACAUCAUAUGUUGGCACUAGUGGUGGUGGUGUGAAAGAAAAUCAGGAUGCAUGUGAAAGCUCAAGCAUGAAGUUGAAGUGGGGUGAGUCUCAUACAAUGAAUCCUAUCUACUCGUCUAGCCAGAAUGGCAUAGGAUGUGGUUCAAGUUACUUGAACAAAUCUUCAUCUUUCAAUUCUCCAAAACAAGGCGGCUUGGCUUUGUUUCCACCUAAUUUAUUGCAACUUUCUGCAUCUAAUAAUUGUGCUUCUGCGGCUCCCCCUGACAAUAGGGACCAUUUCAAGUUGUGA